Salvelinus namaycush (lake trout) is the source of this 4612-nucleotide messenger RNA. RefSeq names its product oocyte zinc finger protein XlCOF6-like. Lineage: Eukaryota; Metazoa; Chordata; Actinopteri; Salmoniformes; Salmonidae. Gene Ontology annotation, molecular function: DNA-binding transcription factor activity, RNA polymerase II-specific; RNA polymerase II cis-regulatory region sequence-specific DNA binding. The transcript is spliced from 2 exons. The coding region runs from base 39 to 2717 and encodes 892 amino acids. The record is from RefSeq and is a predicted model, not a curated record. Gene Ontology annotation, biological process: regulation of DNA-templated transcription.
GCCAUGGACGACAGUCUCAAGUUAAAUGUUUCUUCAAAAUGUCGAAACCACAUUUGUUGACUGUGUUUAUAGCCAAGCGAUUAAUAUCGGCAGCCGUUAACAUAUUUGGGAUAGAGGAAAGGUGGAUAGCCCAGUACCAGGAGCCACUAGCAGCAGUGACUGUUGAGAUAAUGGCGGCGGUGGAAACGACUAUUGAACAAGAGCUCUCUCGUUCAAAGGAGGAGAUUGAACGUCUACGGAGGCUUCUUCUGGAGUUGGGAGCAGACCCCCAGCAGCUAACUGUCCCUGAAGAGGAGGUUCCCCCUGAGCAGCAGCACUGUGAGCAGGAGUGGAGCCCUAGUCUGGGGCAGCAGGACCUAGAGCCCACACAGAUUAAAGAGGAACGGGAGGAAGUUAGGAUGAGUCAGGAGGAAGAGCAGCUCCACAGACUUGAGUCUGAUUCCACAGAUGUUGUAGAGUUCAUAUUUACUGCUCCUCCCUGUGUGGAAAAGUACUCUGAUCAGGACAGAGACUCUCUACCCACCAACACAACUGAACAGAUACAAACAGAACCUAAUGGAGAGGACCACAGAGUAUCAGAACCAACCAGUGACUCUCUGCUCCUCUCUGCAGUAAAUCCAGACUGUUCUGCAGCUCACAGUGAAAUCAUUGUAAGUGUGGAUGAGGAUGAGAGUGAGGAACCUGUGUUAAAGACCCUCAAAUCAAGGAGGACACAGGCAGAGAAACGACAAAGCUCUCAAGUCUGCACUGAGGCCAAGACAACCAGUGAGCUGAAAGAACCAUUGAAGUCUCACACGAAUAAGAAACCAUUCAAAUGUCCUAUGUGCAGUAAACACUAUAAGACACUAGGCGGUUUAAAAACACAUCAGAGAAUUCACUCAACUGAAAAUAAUCAUCACUGCAAGAAAUGUGGCAAAUCAUUUAACUUGUUGCAGCAAUGGAAGAAACAUAUGAAGACUCACACAGAGGAGGAAUCACCUACAUGUCAUGUGUGCAGUAAAAGUUUUAAACUACCAAACCAUCUGAAAACUCAUAUGAGAUGCCACACCGUAGAGACAUCCAGUCAGUGUCCAACAUGUGAAAAACACUUUAAAUCAACGAAAGACCUAGAGAGUCAUCAGAGAAUUCACAAGGGAGAGAAACCGUAUCCGUGUCCGACAUGUGAAAAAUGCUUUCAAUCAACGAAAUAUCUAAAGAGUCAUCAGAGAAUUCACACGGGAGAGAAAUCGUAUCAGUGUACAACAUGUGAAAAAUGCUUUCAAUCAACGAAAUAUCUAAAGAGUCAUCAGAGAAUUCACACGGGAGAGAAAUCGUAUCAGUGUACAACAUGUGAAAAAUGCUUUCAAUCAACGAAAUAUCUAAAGAGUCAUCAGAGAAUUCACACGGGAGAGAAAUCGUAUCAGUGUACAACAUGUGAAAAAUGCUUUCAAUCAAUGAAAUAUCUAAAGAGUCAUCAGAGAAUUCACACUGGAGAGAAACCGUAUCCGUGUACAAUGUGUGAAAAAUGCUUUACAUUAGCAAAAGAUCUAAAGAAACAUCAGAGAAUUCACAUUGAAGAUCAACUAUACCAGUGUCCAACAUGUGCAAAAUGCUUUAAGUCAAAGUACAAUCUUAAACACCACAAGAAAAUUCACACCGAAGAGAAAUCGUAUAGCUGCAAUGAUUGUGUCAAGUGUUACAGGACCAAGACGGGCUUAGAAGAGCAUGUGAGGACUCACACAGGAGAGAAACCUUUUAAGUGUUCUGUGUGUGAAAAGUUCUUUACUUCAACGACCAUUCUAAGACGCCACGAGAGAACUCACAGUGGAGAGAAACCACACGGAUGCACACAAUGCAACAAACGCUUCCCUGUCAAAUCAGACCUGGUUAAACACAUGAGGACUCACACAGGGGAGAAACCUUUUAGCUGUAAAGAAUGUGACAAAUGUUUCAGUCAUAACAUUAGCCUGAGACUACACAUGAGAACUCACACAGGGGUGAAACCAUACAGCUGCAAAGAAUGUGGCAAAUGUUUUUCUGUUAACAGUAACCUGAGAAUGCACAUGAAAAUUCACACAGGAGAGAAAUCGUUUUGUUGCCAAGAAUGUGGUAAAUGUUUCCGUCAUAAAAUUAGCCUGAGACUGCAUAUGAUGACUCACAGUGGUGAAGAGAAUCUUCAUGGAUGUACUCAAUGCAACAAACGUUUUCCCAUCAAAUCUCUCCUGGUUAAACACAUGAUAACACACACAGGGGAGAAAUCUAAUAGCUGCAAAGAAUGUAACAAAUGUUUCCUUCAUAACAUUAGCCUGAGACUGCACAUGAGAAUGCACACAGGGGAGAAAUCAUAUACCUGCAAAGCAUGUGGCAAAUGUUUCCAAAACAAGAUGGUUCUGACGAGGCAUAUGAGAACUCACACAGGAGAGAAUCCAUACAAGUGUCCUCUUUGUGUCAGUUCCCUUAUGUCAUCAAAAGAACUAAAACAUAUUUACGUGGGAGACAAACCAGAGACCGACCAACCAGAGAAUCCAUCGUGCCUCUGCAGCGAUUGUGGCAAAUGCUUCCCGACGAUGAAAACCCUGAGAGACCAUAUGAGGACCACACAUGACGAGAGAAGGCAUCCGUGCUCUGUUUGUGGAGAUUUGUUUAUGUCAUUGGGUUCUCUUAAAGUUCACCAGAAAAUUCACACUGGAGAGAAACCACAGCAAUGUUCUGUUUGUGGAAAAUAUUUUGCAUUGUAGUGAUGGGAAGUUUGGCUCUUUUUACAGACUCUGAUCUUUGACUCGUUUAAAUAACUCAUCUUUCGACUAAUUUCUUUCGAGUCAGUAAUGCCCAGAGCACGCAGGACCCCCUCCCGGUGAAUGAUGAAAUGAUUCUACAAGUCUCUCGUUCACUAUAAGGGGCUUAUUGGAGUUGUCAUUUGUAAAAGUGGCUUUAAGCAAUGUACAUUUGUCAUUGCCACACAUACAAAUUAUAUUAUUUAUUGAUACCUUGUAAAAGGAGGUCUAGCUACGGCCUGACUAGGAAGGAGGUCUAGGUACGGCCUGACUAGGAAGGAGGUCUAGGUACGGCCUGACUAGGAAGGAGGUCUAGCUACGGCCUGACUAGGAGGGAGGUCUAGGUACGGCCUGACUAGGAAGGAGGUCUAGGUACGGCCUGACUAGGAAGGAGGUCUAGGUACGGCCUGACUAGGAAGGAGGUCUAGCUACGGCCUGACUAGGAAGGAGGUCUAGCUACGGCCUGACUAGGAAGGAGGUCUAGGUACGGCCUGACUAGGAAGGAGGUCUAGGUACGGCCUGACUAGGAAGGAGGUCUAGGUACGGCCUGACUAGGAAGGAGGUCUAGGUACGGCCUGACCAGGAAGGAGGUCUAGCUACGGCCUGACCAGGAAGGAGGUCUAGGUAUGGCCUGACCAGGAAGGAGGUCUAGCUACGGCCUGACCAGGAAGGAGGUCUAGCUACGGCCUGACCAGGAAGGAGGUCUAGCUACGGCCUGACCAGGAAGGAGGUCUAGGUACGGCCUGACCAGGAAGGAGGUCUAGCUACGGCCUGACCAGGAAGGAGGUCUAGCUACGGCCUGACUAGGAAGGAGGUCUAGGUACGGCCUGACUAGGAAGGAGGUCUAGGUACGGCCUGACUAGGAAGGAGGUCUAGCUACGGCCUGACUAGGAAGGAGGUCUAGCUACGGCCUGACUAGGAAGGAGGUCUAGCUACGGCCUGACUAGGAAGGAGGUCUAGCUACGGCCUGACUAGGAAGGAGGUCUAGGUACGGCCUGACUAGGAAGGAGGUCUAGCUACGGCCUGACUAGGAAGGAGGUCUAGCUACGGCCUGACUAGGAAGGAGGUCUAGCUACGGCCUGACUAGGAAGGAGGUCUAGCUACGGCCUGACUAGGAAGGAGGUCUAGCUACGGCCUGACUAGGAAGGAGGUCUAGGUACGGCCUGACUAGGAAGGAGGUCUAGGUACGGCCUGACUAGGAAGGAGGUCUAGCUACGGCCUGACUAGGAAGGAGGUCUAGCUACGGCCUGACUAGGAAGGAGGUCUAGGUACGGCCUGACUAGGAAGGAGGUCUAGCUACGGCCUGACUAGGAAGGAGGUCUAGGUACGGCCUGAUUAGGAGGGAGGUCUAGGUACGGCCUGACUAGGAGGGAGGUCUAGGUACGGCCUGACUAGGAAGGAGGUCUAGGUACGGCCUGACUAGGAAGGAGGUCUAGGUACGGCCUGACUAGGAGGGAGGUCUAGGUACGGCCUGACUAGGAAGGAGGUCUAGGUACGGCCUGACUAGGAAGGAGGUCUAGGUACGGCCUGACUAGGAAGGAGGUCUAGGUACGGCCUGACUAGGAAGGAGGUCUAGGUACUGCCUCACUAGAUUGACAAGGCAUUCCGUCAAGGGUCGUUACAGAGGCUUGACUGCUGUGAGGGUAAUAUGCACAAUAUAAUUCACGAACUGCAGCACCUUCAAAAACGAUUUGUGUUCGAGUUUGUUGAGCAGUGUUGGUGUAUGUUUUCGUUCUACAUGCUGUGUAUCAUCAUAACAUUCAAUUAUUAAUGACUUAGGGGCGGCAGGUAGCCUAGUGGUUAGAGUGUUGGACUAGUAGCCGAAAGGUUGCUGGAUCGAAUCCCGGAGCUGACAAGGU